This is a messenger RNA of Tauraco erythrolophus (red-crested turaco), 825 nucleotides long. The record is from RefSeq and is a predicted model, not a curated record. Lineage: Eukaryota; Metazoa; Chordata; Aves; Musophagiformes; Musophagidae.
CCAUAUAUGGAUGAAAACUUUGUUUCAAGAGCCUUUGCUACCAUGGGAGAGCUUGUACUGAGCGUAAAAAUCAUUCGAAACAGGUUAACAGGAAUUCCAGCAGGCUAUUGCUUUGUAGAAUUUGCAGAUCUAGCUACUGCAGAGAAAUGUUUACACAAAAUCAAUGGAAAACCGCUUCCUGGUGCUACACCGGCAAAGCGAUUUAAAUUGAAUUAUGCAACGUAUGGAAAACAGCCCGAUAACAGUCCAGAAUAUUCACUUUUUGUGGGAGACCUGACUCCUGAUGUGGAUGAUGGCAUGUUAUAUGAAUUUUUUGUUAAAGUUUAUCCCAAGGGAAAAAGAGUAGUUCUAUCACAACCUGGUGUAGUGGAGGGUUACGGGUUCGUGAAGUUCACGGAUGAACUGGAACAGAAAAGGGCACUGACAGAGUGCCAAGGAGCUGUGGGGUUGGGCUCUAAACCCGUACGCUUGAGUGUGGCUAUACCAAAAGCUAAUCGCGUGAAACCAAUGGAGUACAAUCAGAUGUACAACUAUAAUUAUAACCAAUAUUACCAACAAUAUCACAACUACUAUGCCCAGUGGGGCUACGACCAGAACACGGGCAGUUACAGCUACAGCUAUCCCCAGUACGGAUACACGCAGAGCACCAUGCAGACAUAUGAAGAAGUCGGUGAGGAUGCAUUGGAAGAUCCGACGCCUCAGCUAGAUGUCCACGAAGCAAACAAACAGUUUAUGGAACAGAGCGAAGAGCUCUACGACGCCUUGAUGGACUGUCAUUGGCAGCCUUUGGACACUGUCUCCUCAGAGAUUCCUGCCGUGUUAUAG